This is a messenger RNA of Paramuricea clavata, 831 nucleotides long. The record is from the annotation of a GenBank genome assembly. Lineage: Eukaryota; Metazoa; Cnidaria; Anthozoa; Malacalcyonacea; Plexauridae.
AUGUGGACACCAAUAAAACCUGUUACAACACAAUUUGCAGUGGGCAAAACUAAAUCAGCUCAAGUUGUCAGGAAACAAUUUCCAUUACGGCCAGCAUCAGCCAAAACUGUACAUAGAUCACAAGGUGAUACUCAGGCUCAAAUUGUUGUAAACUUAAAUACUAACAGGACUAUUCCUCAUAUACAUUAUGUUGCUUUAAGUCGAGUUACGACAAUUGAAGAGUUAUAUAUCACUGAUCUAUGUGAAAAUAAAAUAUCUGUUGAUCAAAGAGUUGUCAAAGAAAUUGAAAUGUUACGAAUUGAACGUAGCUUAAAACUUUGUUUUGCACCAUUGUAUAUGUUGGAUCAUUCUGAUUUAAAAGUCUGUUACCUCAAUGCACGAUCUCUGCAUAAACACAUUGAAGACGUUCGGAAAGACAUCAAUUACUCCUCAACUGACAUUGUAAUAUUUACUGAGACAAGGUUUAGCCCAUUGGACCCUGAUGAAAUGUACAAUAUAAAUGGUUACAGACUAUUUAGAAACGAUAUUUCUCAAUUUUCUGCUCCUGGAAGACCAUAUGGUGGAACAGCUGUUUAUAGCCAAAUCCCUUUAAAAGAAGGUUAUCCAUAUGCUCACAACACUAAUGGAAUUGAGUUUACAAUUAUCAAAACCGAAAGUCAUCCAAACCUGACUAUAAUCGGGUUGUAUCGUUCUCCCAGUAUUGCUUCAUCACGCCUACUUUCUGCUCUUCGAACUAUUCUUCAUAAAGAUUCCUCUUCACAAAACAUAUUCAUUGGAGACUUUAAUAUUAACUGGAUGGCGGAAACUGACCGGCAUCGCUUUACAACCUAA